Messenger RNA from Truncatella angustata, 867 nucleotides. RefSeq lists its product as uncharacterized. The record is from RefSeq and is a predicted model, not a curated record. The coding region runs from base 225 to 704 and encodes 159 amino acids. The transcript has 3 exons. Lineage: Eukaryota; Fungi; Ascomycota; Sordariomycetes; Amphisphaeriales; Sporocadaceae.
GUUUUUGAGAUCGUAACAAUUACCCAAUUCGCAAACAUGAUAUCCGUCUUUUCUGCCGUUCGUGCCGCUGACGAAUCAGAUCGUCCAAUGCCAUAUUGCAUAUAGAAGUGAGACUCUAGCGACAAUGCGCCCGCCCAGCCCAUGAUCUCGCGUAAGCAGAAACAUGCGGCCGAUGUACCGGCAAAAAUGGGACCUCUCCAUUGGACUGAAAGGAGUGCUGUUAGAUGCGUCGUACAAUCCUGAUACUUUGCCCUAGACUACUGGUCAGCUCAUCUCUGCAGACGGAGCCAGGUUGGCCACCAUGUCCUGUCGGUGGGCACAACAACCGGAGAAACAAAAUUCGCCCAGGGGAUGAUUACGUUAGCUUUCAUCUGUCAGCCAAGAUAACACAAAGAGUGGUGGCAACUGAGCUCAAGCAGGGGGUGCAACCAGUUCGUGCGGUCGCGUCAACUCUGGGUGUCACUGGCAAGCAAGUAGGCAUGUUUUAUACUAGCCUAGAUUAUGGCGUUUUCAUAGCCCUAUUGUACAACAAUAGCUGGUUGUGGCUGUUCACCCAGCAGCCAUCGGCCAUCAGCCAUACUUGUCCGGAUCGCUGGCCUCGUAGGCCUCAAUACCACAGUUCAUCUCACUUUCACUCUGAAUGUUCCGAUCAUUCACCUCACUUUUCAAGUACAUUGGCCGACGAGGGUAUUAUCUUGGUUUAGAGCGAGCUCAAUGCUACAUUCAGCACCUUCAGUCCCCCAGGCAAGGGCGCCACUGGCGCCAUCACGUUCCUUGUUCUUAGGUGCUAAUGUAGUCAAGGCGAUGGUACACGGAUCAGAGCCUCAAAGCCCCCCGGAUACUCUCUUUCGGCUGGUAAGUUGUGGU